AUGCCCGCAGCCACCACCUCCGGCGCCGAUGCGAAGACUAACGGGUCCGCUCCUCGCUCGCGCGAACACAAACAGGGAAACCAAGAAAAAGAAGUAAAAGAAGAACAUAGACGCGAGGUCAUGCGGAUACGGAAAUGCCACCCUCUCGCCUUCUACGACAUUUUGAACCUCGAGUCUGUCAAGACGACAUGCACAGAAACCGAUAUCAAAAAAGCCUACCGCAAGGUCAGUCUGCUGACGCAUCCGGAUAAAAAUGGGCAUGAGCAUGCGGAUGAGUGCUUUAAGAUGGUGAGCAGGGCGUUUGGGAUCCUUGGGGAUAAGGAGAAGAGGGCGAAAUUUGAUAGGCAUGGGGGCGAUCCGGACAGUCGAUUCGGAGGGGGAGCGCAGCCACAGAGUAAUCCCUUCUCUGGGUUUUCGAGGGGCACACCGAGACAGAAUGCCGGGGGUGGGGGUGGGGGGAUGUGGGAGGAGGAAAUUAGUCCCGAAGAGAUGUUUAGGAGGUUCUUUGGUGGAGGCGGGUUGGGAGGUGGAUUUGGGCCUUUUGGCGGAGGAGGUUUUGACAAUGGGCCAGGAUUCGUUUUCAAUAUGGGAGGGGGCCCAGGAGUCAGAAUCCAUCAGUUUGGAGGAGCGAGACCUAGGAGAAGACCAAGAGAUCCAAAUGCGCCCCCGGAGCAAGCUGCCUCGCUACAGUCCACUCUUAUAGGACUGUUGCCACUACUUUUCGUUUUGGUCCUCCCGAUACUGUCAUCUCUAUUCUCUGGAGACGGAUCUGCCGCCUCAGGACCAUCAAUGCGAUUCGAUAAUGCAGUACCACCGCACACGCUGCAUCGGCAUACGUCUCGAUUCAAGGUUGACUACUUUAUAAAUCCCAACGACGUCGAAAACUUCACUCCAUCCCAGUUUAGGCAGCUCGACUCGAAAGCAGAGACCAGUUUCAUCUCACGCCUUAGUGUCGAGUGCCAGCAAGAAGAACAUGCUAGGCAGGAACUCGUCAACCAAGCGCAAGGUUGGUUUUACCAGGAUGGGGAAAAGAUGGCGCAAGCGAGAACGAUGCCGAUGAAGAGCUGUAAGAAGUUAGAUAGUAUGGGGUUGAGCAGGCAGCAGUAG
Molecule: messenger RNA, 1107 nt
Organism: Drepanopeziza brunnea f. sp. 'multigermtubi' MB_m1
Lineage: Eukaryota; Fungi; Ascomycota; Leotiomycetes; Helotiales; Drepanopezizaceae
Biological process (GO): cellular response to misfolded protein
Cellular component (GO): endoplasmic reticulum membrane
Molecular function (GO): Hsp70 protein binding
Source: RefSeq, a predicted model, not a curated record